UUUUAUCAACAUAAGAACAAUCAAAAUCGAAUGAAAGAGAAAGGUUCUUUGCGCAAAACAGUAAAUAGUAUCCAGAUAGAGGUUGAUAAUUUCAGUUUAAAUAUAUUCAUACAUAGUUAAAUUAUUAGUGACACUUCGACGUACAUAGUUGUUGGCUGUUUAGACCUAAGCUAUAACACAAAAUGCAGCACGAUAACAUUCUAGCUACGUUUAAAAUUCUAAUUAUAGGAGAGAGUGGAGUUGGGAAAUCCAGCCUUAUGUUCAGAUUCACAGAGGAUGAUUUUGACAAAGACCAGGCGUUAACCAUUGGAGUAGACUUCAAAACCAAAAUAGUCGAUGUAGACAACGUUAAGGUAAAGCUUGCCAUUUGGGACACUGCGGGGCAAGAGCGCUUCCGAACACUAACACCUAGCUACUACAGAGACGCUCAAGGUGCAAUCCUAGUAUAUGACGUCACAAAGAAGGAAACUUUUCAAAAGCUGGAAUCGUGGCUGAAUGAACUCGAAAUCUACGGCACUCGCAACAAUAUGGCAAAAAUGAUAGUUGGGAAUAAAAUCGACUUUGUUGAUCGGGAAAUCAGUCGAGAUGAGGGGUUUAGAUUUGCGAAAAAACACCGAACAAUGUUUAUUGAAACGUCCGCCAAAACCAACGAAGGGGUUAGGGACGCAUUCGAGGAAGUGGUCAGAAAGAUAAUGGAAACUGAUGGCCUUUGGGAGCGCAAUGAGUACGGCGAUGGUCUGGACCUGAAUAGCAGGGGACAGUCAGCAGGAUCCUGUUCCUGCUAAUUUUGAAUCAUCCUGGAAUCCCUUUUUGGAUUUAGUUACUAAGCCAUAUUUACGCAACUAUUUUCUUGUUUAACUUCUACUACUGGUUUGUGUUUAUAGCAAUAAACAAACUAUUAUACUAACAGGAUUAGGUCAAAACAAAACUAACAAAAAGUGAUGAUAUUUUAUACUAAAUUUAAACAUGUGUCUAAAAAUCUUGUAAAUCAUAUUAUUUUAACGAAGUACGCAGAGAUCCGCAUCCUUAGAUUCAAUAGAAUGUGAUACAGGUAAGUAAUUACAAAAUAAACAUUUGGUUAAUCUUGA
Topomyia yanbarensis is the source of this 1088-nucleotide messenger RNA. Its product is annotated as ras-related protein Rab-18-like. The record is from RefSeq and is a predicted model, not a curated record. The coding region runs from base 183 to 785 and encodes 200 amino acids. Gene Ontology annotation, molecular function: GTP binding; GTPase activity. The transcript has 4 exons. Lineage: Eukaryota; Metazoa; Arthropoda; Insecta; Diptera; Culicidae.